GCCUUGAAAGAGAACUUAAAACUUGGUAAUAAGGGUGGAGAAAAACGUAUAUCAAAAAAGGUGGUUCAGUAUUUACAAGGUUACUUUUUGGCUGGAAACUUGAGAGCCGUGGAUCGUUAUUCACCUGAAAAUAUGCAUACCUGUUUAGAAGAACUUGUUGCAGAAGGAGAAAUUGCCUUGGAAGAAAUACCAACAGUAAAAAUUAUCAAAGGGUGGAUAGGAAGGUACAAUGCCAAUUUCAAGAAAGAAGCAUCAGAGCGAGCAUUG
Molecule: messenger RNA, 267 nt
Organism: Diversispora eburnea
Lineage: Eukaryota; Fungi; Glomeromycota; Glomeromycetes; Diversisporales; Diversisporaceae
Source: the annotation of a GenBank genome assembly